Molecule: messenger RNA, 5534 nt
Organism: Frieseomelitta varia
Lineage: Eukaryota; Metazoa; Arthropoda; Insecta; Hymenoptera; Apidae
Gene: Ino80
Product: chromatin-remodeling ATPase INO80
Exons: 28
Coding region: 552-5432 (1626 amino acids)
Biological process (GO): DNA repair
Cellular component (GO): Ino80 complex
Molecular function (GO): ATP hydrolysis activity; ATP-dependent chromatin remodeler activity; ATP binding
Source: RefSeq, a predicted model, not a curated record
UUAUACGUUGGCUGAAUCAGCGCCACCUACUGAAAACAAAAAUGGUGGCCAACAAUAUGCCCUAUCCCUGCCCUGGUUUUAUAGCACGCCAAAUGUCUGCGUUCUCUAGGCUUCUUUCUACUAUGUAUUUCCAUCCGUCUGAUAUACCCAAUUUCAAUGUGAACAAAGGGAAUCAUUUCCUCGCGGUCGACCCUAUCUUACGUGCUAAAUAAGUGAGGCUACUUCUAACCAAACCGAAGGUGAUCCAAAACUCGAAUAAUUUCGCGAAAUUAUAACCGCAUCAGCUCGAUUUGUCGUGUCAUUCACCUUAUAUAAUGAAACACGAAAUAAACAAUCUAGCAUUGUGGCAAUGCAGUAAGGAGCAAAAUCCUAUAUGCUUUACUAAUACAAAGCGCAAGAUAGAUGUUUUUAUUUUGCUACAUGCUGCGUACGAAUUACGUAAAAAAAAUUUCCUGUCGUAACAUCUACCAUCAAAAUCAUUUAAUAUGUUUAAUGAAAUGUCAAAUAAUCACAGGGUCAUAUUAGGUUGUUGAAUUUUACAUAAACUGGUAAUGACAGAUAGAACAAACACAAUGAGGUUGGAAGCAGAAAUGGCUGCUCCUUUGCAUUUACAGAGAUUGGAACGUAGUCUUAAUGUACAGCCCUUUCUAAGGCAAAUUAAUGAAUUAUUCCAAGAUCCAACUAGCGAGGAUGACAAAUCUGUAUCAUCAGAAUCUUCUGAAGAAUCAGACAAUUAUCUUGAUAAUAUACUGAUUCGAAAGGAAGAGGAAAGAAUUAAUAAACUGAGGCUGUAUAACAUGUCAAGUGUUGGAGAAGAACGACGUUGGUUGCAGGAUAUUCUAUUAAGUGAUUCAUCAGAUAGUUCAGCUUCAGGAUCUGAUACAGAUAAUCCCAUUACGGAAGAAGAUUUUCAAGAAAUGUUGAAGUUUCACAUACUCAGAAAAAAGUAUCAAGCACGCUUUUACCAAAAACCAGAGAAUAUUCAAUAUCAAUAUUAUAGUGCUGGUUUAUUAUCCAAUUAUGAUAGGUUUCUAGAACAUCAAAAAUUAAUAGUUGGAAAUAAAAAGAAAAAAGAAAAGAAACCAGAAAAAAAAGUUAUGAAAAUAAAAAAAGAAAAAAUACCACGCCAUAGAUCCUCGGAGGAUUAUCCGGAAGGCGAUUACCCAGAUGAAGAUUGGGAUCGUACGAUUCCACGAGAAGAAGAAUUAGAUGAAGCUGAAUUAGAAGCAAUAAUGCGUCAUCAACCACGUCAACGUGGCCGAAAAAAACAUAACAAUAAAAGUCCAGAAGUGAUGGCAAUGAGACGAAGAAAGAUUUGGGUAAUGAUGUCUAAAAAAGAACUGGGAAAAGUACAAAGAGCAAAAACCAAUAAUCAUAAGGAAAUAUUAAUUAGUUGUAAAAAAGUAGCACAACAUUGUAUGAAAUAUUGGAGACAAAAAGCUAUGCAAUCUCAAAAGAACAUGAAAGAGACAAUAUGGAGAGCUAAACGUCUCACAAGAGAAAUGCAAUCUUACUGGAAGCGUUAUGACCGAGUUGAACGCGAAACAAGAAGAAGACUUGAGAAAGAAGCUGAAGAACAGCGAAAAAUGGAUGUAGAGCUUAUUGAGGCAAAACGACAACAAAGAAAAUUGAACUUUCUUAUUACACAAACUGAACUUUAUGCUCAUUUUAUGUCUCGAAAAUUAGGGAAAGCUUCUCCGGAAGAACAAUUGCGGAUUUUAAAUCAAUUAGACGAAGAAAAAAAUCCAAGACUUGUUGGAAUCGAUGAUUACGAUAGUGAAGUUAUGAAACAAAAAGCAAAAAAGAAUGCUACUGAGGCAUUUGAUAAUGAAAAAGCUCGAGCAAAACAGUUUGAUACAGCAGCCGCAUCCCAAGAAUUACGGCUUAGUGAUACACCUGAAAAUUUAGAACAUCCACAACCUUCGAUUUUUAAGGGAAAUCUUAAAGGUUAUCAGUUAAAAGGAAUGAAUUGGUUAGCUAAUUUAUAUGAUCAGGGUAUUAGUGGAAUUUUAGCAGAUGAAAUGGGUUUGGGGAAAACUGUACAAUCCAUAGCAUUUUUGUGUCAUGUUGCUGAAAGAUAUUCUGUAUGGGGACCAUUUUUAAUCAUAUCACCGGCUUCAACGUUGCACAAUUGGCAACAAGAAAUGGCACGAUUUGUACCAAUGUUUAAAGUAGUUCCAUAUUGGGGAAAUCCACAAGAACGUAAAAUACUAAGACAGUUUUGGGAUACUAAAGAUCUACAUACGAAAGAAGCUUCAUUUCAUGUAGUGAUAACAAGUUAUCAAUUAGUUAUUACUGAUUACAAGUACUUUAAUAGAAUAAAGUGGCAAUACAUGAUUCUAGACGAAGCACAAGCUAUAAAGAGUACUAGCAGUAUGAGAUGGAAAUUGUUACUUGGAUUCAGUUGUCGUAAUAGAUUAUUACUUAGCGGUACACCCAUUCAAAACAGCAUGGCAGAAUUGUGGGCAUUAUUACAUUUUAUAAUGCCUACUUUAUUUGAUUCGCACGAUGAAUUUAACGAAUGGUUUUCUAAAGAUAUCGAAAGUCAUGCAGAAAACAAGACAGGAAUUGACGAGAAACACUUAUCGAGGUUACAUAUGAUUUUGAAGCCUUUUAUGCUGCGUAGAAUAAAGAAAGAUGUAGAAAAUGAAUUAUCUGAUAAAAUUGAAGUAAUGGUAUAUUGUCCUCUUACUACUCGUCAAAAAUUACUUUAUUCAGCAUUAAAAAAGAAGAUUAGAAUAGAAGACCUCUUGCAUUAUACAGUGGGUGGAGACACUGCAUCUAAUGACAAAAAUUUCACAUCGAAUCUUAUGAAUCUAGUCAUGCAAUUCCGAAAGGUUUGCAAUCAUCCAGAACUUUUUGAGCGUAGAGACGCGAGAUCUCCAUUGUUCAUGCACACUGAAUGUUAUGAAAUGCCUGCAUUAUUAUAUAUAGAAGGAUUGAGACAUCUCUCGUCUAAAGAUCACUUGUAUAAUAAGCUGUUCAUAUUUGCUACUGAAUAUAUACAUUGGACUCUUCACGGUGGCAAUGAAAAUUUUUCUCAGAAUUCUUUUUCCUUUAGUAGAUUUAUUAACUUGUCUCCAAUGGAAAUGAAUCAAGUAUUUAUCGUUGGAAUUAUAUUCAGAUUGUGUCUUGCUACUGUAAUGGAGAGGAGAAUAAGAAUGAUGCAUUAUUGGGAAGAUUGGAAUGCUGAUGAAAGAACAGAAAUACCUAUGAACCACAUGUUUCUUUUGCCUAGAAAAAUCGACGACUCGCAUUCAUUGCAGGAUUUAAUAUUUACAAGAAAGAUUAUCGAAGGAGAACCUGUAUAUACGCAUACAACUCAUGUUAUUCAUUCAAUGCCUGAAACCGUUGCUCAUCGAAUUUUACGUAGCAGUAAAAAAGCUGCUAAUCAAUCACUGAAGAGAAUGCUUCCCUCUACUAAAGUUGAACAAGAAGAGUCAAAAGUGACUUUGUUACCAGAACAUCCUCAUUUUCCUAGGUCACCAAUAAUGCGGCAUUGUCAACAGACAACCAUUCCAGCUUUCAUUUGCGAUACUUUUCCUAAGGUACAAGCUAGUCCCCGAAAAUUGUAUGUUAGCAAUAGUUCUGCAGCGUGCGCUUGGAGAAGACACGAAGAAUGUGGCGGAAAAUUUGGUCAACGACUUCUCUGGCUUGGUUGUGAACGAGCUCUUUCUGUCGCAUCGUUACAAGAGAACUCAAGCUUUCAUAUAUCACAGAUGACAUCAACAUUUUCUGUGGAACCACGUGGUGGAAUUUCUGCAUGCACUCCCAUAAACGGAUGGUCAAAUAUUAUUGUACCAGAUAAGCAAACCUUAGUGACAGAUGCUGGAAAACUUUCUGUCUUGGAUAGUCUUUUACGUCGUCUUAAAGAACAGGGUCAUCGAGUCCUUAUUUAUUCUCAGAUGACAAAAAUGAUCGAUUUGUUAGAGGAGUACAUGUAUCAUAGAAAACAUACCUUUAUGAGAUUAGACGGUUCUUCUAAAAUCUCAGAUCGACGAGAUAUGGUUGCAGAUUUUCAAAAAAGGGCGGACAUAUUCGUCUUUCUGCUGAGUACUCGAGCUGGAGGCCUGGGAAUAAACCUCACUGCCGCAGACACGGUAAUCUUUUACGAUAGCGAUUGGAAUCCAACGGUGGAUCAGCAAGCUAUGGAUCGGGCCCAUAGACUCGGUCAAACGAAACAAGUUACGGUAUAUCGAUUAAUUUGCAAGGGAACUAUCGAGGAAAGGAUACUGCAACGUGCUCGAGAAAAAAGCGAGAUACAACGCAUGGUGAUUAGCGGAGGAAACUUCAAACCAGACACGCUGAAGCCCAAGGAAGUCGUUUCCCUUUUAUUGGACGACGAGGAAAUUGAAGCCAAAUACAGCCAACGGAGCGAGGAGAGAAAGCAGCACGCGGAGGAUGCCCGACUUGAGUCGAACCUAUACUAUAAAGAGAGAGACCGGAAGAGGAAGUUAACCGCGCUUCCGGUCAAGGGUGACGCGAAGAAGCCUUGUUUGUCCGAUGCGAAUGGCGAUAAAAUUGGCGAUAUUGUUCAAGCUAAUUCUAACGAAAGCAGUCAAGCCGGUGGUGUCCAAUCGUAUCAAAUUAACAAUCACCAACAGAUUCUCGAUAACAUGGACGACUAUAGCGUUCCCACCAGUCCUGUUAAAUCAGAGGAUGAGACGAGCAAUGACGGCCUGGUUGUCGAUGUGGAUGGUCCAGUGGGGGCAUCCUCCGGUGACAACCGGCAAUCACGAGCGAAUCAGUUUGGAGAUGCUGGAAAAGUCAGUCGUCUCGAUCACCACGUGUCUUUCAGUAGCGGAAGCAGCGUUCGGAUAAGGCCUACGAUUCGUGGUACUAGCAAGAGGGGAAGACCUCGGGGUUCUCGUAGAGGAGGGCCCGUUGGUGGGAAGGGUCGGGGCCUUCUUUUGCUUCAUCCACCGUCUAAGGGUCUUGGAAGCAAUCCUCAAUCACCAACAUCUUUAUCUCCAACCAGUAGCAGUACUACCAGCGAUCAAGCUUUACAACACGUGGUGCAAGGAACGUCCGGGCCGAUAGAAGGCGAUGGUCCCAGUUCUGUAGGUCCAUUGGGUCCAGUGGGCACAUUGGGUUCCCUCCCAGGCAGAGGAAGCGCGCCAGCGAUUCGACGAGGUCCAGGACGACCGCGAUUAAGGCCAACGGGUCCUGCCCAUCAAGGAUAUCGUACUCCCGGUCACCAUCAUAGUCGGAAGGUGCAACGGCCGCUUCCGGUCCCUCUGAGGUCCCAACAGACGAUCACCAGCGUGAAUCAACAAAAAUCUUCGGUACAACGAGCCUCGGGAUCCGGCCCGUCGGUGACCUCUCCGUCAAUCAGCACCGGCACGUCGUUUUCUUCACCGACCGGCGAGUCCAGACCAUUCGGAUUCUACACGCAACAACAACAGCAGCAACAACCACGAAGAUCGUCCUAGCUUUCGGAGGGAGAGUUCCUCCGUGUGAUUCUCGAAGGAGAUUCCUGAAAAAGAAAAAAAAAAAAACAAAAAACAAAAAACUGCGGAAGUAAAAGUUCAGGG